Messenger RNA from Malassezia globosa CBS 7966, 2163 nucleotides. RefSeq lists its product as uncharacterized. Gene Ontology annotation, molecular function: microtubule binding. NCBI's taxonomy places the organism in Eukaryota, Fungi, Basidiomycota, Malasseziomycetes, Malasseziales, Malasseziaceae. The record is from RefSeq and is a predicted model, not a curated record. The transcript has a single exon. The coding region runs from base 1 to 2163 and encodes 720 amino acids. Gene Ontology annotation, biological process: mitotic spindle midzone assembly; microtubule cytoskeleton organization. Gene Ontology annotation, cellular component: cytoplasm; spindle; mitotic spindle midzone.
AUGGAUGCGUCCACGCUCAGUGCGCUCAUAGAUUCAUCGAGUAUCGAACUCGAGAAGCUUCACAAGAAGCUAGGAUGUCCAGCGGAGGAGCUUGAGCGUGCAAUUGCGGCGCUUAAAACAUGCAUUCACGAUGCAAUCCACGCGCAGAUCCGCCAUGUUGAGGCGCAGGUCGCAGAAGUCCAAGCAUCUUGCGACAAACACAAGCGUAAGAUAUGCUUGUUAUGUGAAGCCAUUGGCACAAGUGCGCAUGUGCCACCGGGCUCUUCGUUAACGGGACAACCACAGCAAGAAUCGUCGUUGCCGCUCCUUGCGCAGCAGGAGGCGCUUGUCGCCGAGCAAGCACGUCUUGAAGCAAUGUACAAAGCGCAGUGUGAACAAUGUGAUCUGGUUAUUAGUCAAAUUGAUACACUCAAUGGAUGCAUGUCAGACGCAGGCGGAGCACCGUCUAUGCCGACUCAGACGGAGACUGUGUCGACACUGCGUGAUGUCACACCCAGCACAGUACAACAUCUAGAAGCGCAUCUUAUCCAUGUACAACAAGUCUACAAGGAAAGAAAGAUGCAGAUGGAAUCCCAUUUGACUGAGAUUCUCCAGCUGUGGUCCGAACUGCACAUCAUGCCUCAUGUCGCAGUGCACGCGGGUCGUGUGUCUGUGCAUGAAGAUGGAUCCGAAGAAAGCCGUUUCCACAUGAGCAUUCUUCAAUACACACAGCAAGUCCCUACCAUGGAGCUGGACGGACAGUUCUACGGGCAAUUCCAGACAUCGUCGCCAUCACAGGCAUCCUCGUCAUCAUAUGCGACAUCACGCCUUCCUGCCGCCUUGUCAGCUGACGAGGACAGCGCCAUGCUAGCUACACCAACACGCGCUCAGGGGGCACCCAUGCUCGUCUUACACGAGUCUCAUACCGAGUGUGAUGCUCCUACAGCAGUGCCUGACCUACUUCAGCCCACAGAUACCGUUAUGGCGCAGAGUGUUCAGCUGCGUGAAGCGCUGGAGCGCGAGAAGGCUGAGCGAGAGUCAAGCAUCCAGGCAUACUAUGAUGAACUAUGUGAGCUAUGGAUGCGAUUCGACGUGCCCGAGACAGAAAUGGACGCGUUCGUGCUGGAUCAUCGUGGAAGUACGUUGCAAGUCGUCCAGGCAUACCGCAUCGAGCUUGACAAGAUGCGUUCUCUCAAGUCCCAGCACAUGGCCCUUUUCAUCACAAAGACACGCGAGCAGAUAUGGGAGCAGUGGGAUGCUCUUUACAUGAGCGACAAAGAACGACAAGAGUCUUUUCCUGCGUACUUUCUGGCGCUGCCAGGUGAAGAAGACAUGCUUGCAUCCACAUUCGACUGGGACGAGCUCCUAGCCGAGCAUGAACACAUGUAUGCCAAAUUGACCGAGAUGCUUGAACAACGCGCGCCGAUCCUUAGCCUUAUUGGGCGAUACCAUGCUAUAUGCAACGAGGCUCGUGCGUUGGAGGAAAGUGCACAAGACGGUGCUCGAUUGCUGGGCCGCGGAAAUCGAGGAGAUCCCGGACGCCUUUUGCGCGAAGAAAAAAUGCGCAAGCGUGUCAAAAUCCAGAAACCCAAGCUGGAGCAGGAACUUUUGAAAGUUUUGCCUGCGUGGGAGGAGACACACCACAUGCCGUUCAUGAUGGAUGGUGUUCGCUUCGUUGAUCAUUUGCGAGACCAGCUUGGUGGCGCUCCCAAGGAGAAUCCUCGCGUGCAGCGACGUGUUCCUGGCACUUCGGCCACCUCAGCCACAGGCAAUGCAGCGCCAGCUCCUGCGGAGAGCCUCCGCGCAUCUCGCUCAGCCAAUGGUGUGCCAGCAACACCACGGAAUGGCACUUUGACGAUGAAGAGGCCUGCCCAUGCUUUUCCAGGCGCACCUCCCACACAAUCACGCCGUGCAGGCGGACCCGGAGCAACGACGCGUUCGCGUGUAGCGUCGCAGUCGCGCAUGACUCCAUAUGGUCCGGUAGGAGCGACGCCUAGCGCACGCAUGCACGAUGCCAAGGCACGUCGCUUCGAAUCAACAUCAAGUGCGGCGACAGUGGUGCAGCGCAUGACAUCAUCAUCAAAUUCCAGUCAGGACGAGUCCUUCGCAGCUGCGCAGCGCACGCCGAGUACGCAUCUGGCCUCUUCUCUCGCUCAUGCACAGACGCCAUUUGUCUCUCGGUAA